Messenger RNA from Teleopsis dalmanni, 4059 nucleotides. RefSeq lists its product as uncharacterized. The coding region runs from base 1 to 4059 and encodes 1352 amino acids. The transcript has a single exon. Lineage: Eukaryota; Metazoa; Arthropoda; Insecta; Diptera; Diopsidae. The record is from RefSeq and is a predicted model, not a curated record.
AUGGAAAAUGAUAAUGACGUGGAGCUGCCUCUUCAAAAAGGUUUAACAUCAGCAGCCAUACUUGAAGUUGGAGAUGCAGAUGGUGAUGAUAAAAUCUCACACAAACACAAUGAGGAUGAUGGUCAACAUAGUAGACAACAGCAGCAGCCCAGCGCCAACAUUACUCGAAUAAAACAACUUAAGUUGCAACAGCUAGAAGAGUCGUUGCAGAUUAGGGAGAGCUAUUUGCGGGAAAAAUUUAAAAUCCUCACUGCAGAUAGUGACGACGAGGGUAUCGUGGAAUCACAUUUGCCUGAAGUUGGGCCUCAGCUGAAUGCACAUCAAGCCGUAGCUGAUGAACACUUCUCGCCACAUGGCCAACCUCAUCUACAGAGUACACCAAGGUUAGUAAAUAAUCCAUCUCUUUAUACCUUACAGAUCGCUCCCACGCUUACGUCGUCUCAGCUAGCAGCGCGUCAAUGCAUACCGAGAGAUUUGCCUACGUUCCGCGGCGAUCCAGAAGAAUGGCACAUUUUUAUAAGUGCGUACGAGCAAACUAAGCAAAUCGCAGGUUUCUCCGAUUAUGAAUGUCUAAUGCGCUUACAGAGGUGCCUCAUUGGUAAAGCGCGCGAUGUAGUACGCAAUAUGUUGGUGUUGCCUAAUAUGGUUGGAGAAAUAAUAAACACUCUUCGUAUGUAUUUUGGACGACCAGAAAUAAUUCUAAAUAAGUUAAUUGAGAAAAUGCGUCAGUUACCGCCUCCAAGGGGUAGGCUGGGCGAUUUAAUUGACUUUGCAGUCAACAUUAAUAAUGUAGUUGCAACAAUUGAGGCAUGUAAGCUCAAUAGUUAUUUUAAUAAUCCACUCUUAUUACAUGAGUUAAUAAGUAAAUUAACUGAAGAUAUGAAGCUCAAAUGGGCACUACAUUCAGCAUCAAUAGCCGAACCUACACUUCGCGAUUUUUCAGCGUGGCUCUCAUCUUUAGCAAAUGCGGCAAGUAGAGUAGCUACACCUUCUUUUUUAGAUAAACCACUAAAAAAGGAAGGACGAGUGCACGUACAUCAGACAGCUGAAAUGACAACCACGGCAGUUAGGUGUUACAUUUGUGGCGGCGGACAUAAAAUAAUGGAAUGUGAAAUAUUCAAGAACGAGCCUACUAAUCAACGCUGGCGCAUUGUCAAGGAAAAGAAGCUGUGCCGACAAUGCUUAGGCGAGCAUAGGCGUCGCUGUUUCAAUAAUAAAGUGUGUGGCAUUGAUGGCUGCAAUGCACGACACCACCCCAUGCUGCAUUCUCGGAUAGACCAAUCUACGCCAGCAAUAUCUUCUACAGCUAACAAUGUUUCAUCGGAUAUAGUAGAACAAAUAAGUUUAAGUCCAUACUCAAACAAAGCGUUACUCAACAACCAUAAUUCAUCAGUGAAUAAAAGCUGGUCAUAUUGCCGAAUUCUUCCAGUUACUUUAUAUGGCACCAAAAGGACUAUUAACACAUAUGCAUUGAUGGACGAUGGGUCAACACUAACGCUUAUUGAAGCAAGUCUAGCCGAUGAAUUGGGAAACGAUGGUAUCCAGGAUGCGCUAUGCAUUAAUUGGACAGGUAAUAUCAGUCGACAGGAAAAUAACUCAAAAAGGCUCAACUUACAAAUUUCUGCCAAUGCUCCUCAAGCUAAAAAAUUUCCAUUGAAAAAUGUCCGCACAAUAAGCAACUUACGCAUGUCAGCAGAAUCUUUUGCAGCUGAUAAAAUAAAACAAUGGUAUCCGCAUUUAGAUGGCUUGCCUCUAGCAAGUUAUACAAAUGCUGUCCCCAUGCUGAUUAUCGGCGUAAAUAAUCCAAACUUAAUUUCAGCACUUAAGGUGAGGGAGGGUGGCUGGCAAGAACCCGUGGCGGUGAAAACACGUCUUGGUUGGACAGUUUUUGGUAGUGGUGAAUUAAACCACCGUAACAACUUAAACCUACACAAAUGUAGCUGUGGACAAGAAGCUGAUAGGGAGCUUCAUGAGUUAGUAAAGACAUUUAUAGUAAACGAGAAUGUCGCGGUGGCUACCCCAAAAGCAGAAUUACUUUCAGUUGAGGAUCAGCGAGCAGAGGAAAUAAUGCGCAAGUGCCAGUUACGCGGAAACCGCUACGUUGUCAAUUUGCCAUGGAACACCGAUACGGUCGAAUUGCCAAAUAGCUUGCCGAUGGCAUUACGUCGAGCGGAGUGCUUACGUCGAAAAAUGCAUGGGGACCCUGAAUUGUGUCAAAAGCUAAAGGAACAAAUCACUACUUUAGUCAGCAAGGGCUACGCAACUGAGUUGCCACCAGAAGCAAUUAACGAGCGAGGUGGAAAGAUUUGGUAUUUACCAAUUUUUAUUGUGCGCAAUCUACUUAAACCGAAAAAGCAUAGAUUAGUUUGGGAUGCUGCAGCCAAAGCUGAAGGAGUGUCACUAAACGAUUUUUUGCUGAAGGGUCCGGAUAUGCUGCGACCACUUAUAAACAUAUUAUUAAAUUUUCGUAUAGGAAGAAUAGCUGUCUGUGGUGAUAUUGCUGAAAUGUUUCAUCGAAUUCUAGUACAAGAAGCAGAUACUGAUGCUCAGAGAUUUCUAUGGUUCAGCGAGACAUUUAAAAAUAUUUGCGUUUAUAAAUUAAAUGUAGUUAGCUUUGGUGCGCGAUGUUCACCAUAUAUAGCGCAUUUUAUUCGAAACCUGAACGCAGAAAGAUUUAUAGCUGAAAAUCCUAGAGCAGUGUACGCUAUUAAAAACAAUCAUUACGUGGAUGACUUUAUAGAUUCAACAAAUUCCAUUGAACAAGCAAUAGCAUUAGCCGAGGCAGUUCGCAACAUACAUGAACAAGGUGGUUUCCAUAUGAGAAGCUGGACAAGUAAUGCACCAGAAGUUUUAGCUGCGUUAAACGAAAAUGGUGAACAGACGGGUAAGUCGUUUGAUAAUAAUAUCGACACACUUCCGAUCGAAAAAAUUCUCGGCAUGUAUUGGGACCCGAAGUCAGAUUGCUUUAAAUAUGUUUUAAAAUUCGUUCGUUUACGUCGUAAUGUUUUUGCAGAUGAAAUUGUACCCACUAAAAGAGAAGUACUUCAAAUUUUAAUGUCCAUUUUUGAUCCAUUGGGACUGGCAGCUUGCCUCACAUCAUAUUUAAAAAUACUUAUUCAGGAUAUUUGGAGAAGCGGAAUCGACUGGGAUCAACCACUGGUACCCGAUCUUAUGGGCAAGUGGUUAGCUUGGGUUGCCUGCAUGCCUAUUUUUGCUAAUAUUUCUGUACCCCGUUGUUAUUCACCAUACAUAACAGAAAGUUCAUGUGAUGUACAAAUUCAUACAUUCGUAGAUGCGAGUGAGUUUGCUUAUGCAGCUGUAUCAUACUUCCGCAUUAAAGAUAAAUAUGGAGUAAGUACGAGGAUCGUAGCAGCAAAAACCAAAGUCGCUCCAAUGCGACCGAUGUCUAUUCCAAGAAUGGAGCUACAAGCUGCUGUAAUUGGCACACGGCUUAUGAAUACAAUAUGUAAAGUACACACAUUUGAUAUUAAAAAGCGUUUCAUUUGGAGCGAUUCCAAAACGGUGCUAAAGUGGUUGCGUGGUGAUCCACGUCAAUUUCAACAAUUCGUAAUGUUUCGCAUUGCAGAAAUUCAAGAAGCAUCAACCGUCGAAGAGUGGAGAUGGGUACCCACGAAAUUAAAUACUGCAGACAGUGCAACGAAAACAAAACAAAGUCCCGAAUAUGUGCAGCGGUGGGUCGAAGGACCAGAAUUUUUGCUACAAGACGAGGAUAAAUGGCCAACUGAGGUGGACUUAGGUCCGAUGGAGACCAGUGAAACUCGUGCAAAAUUUUUAUAUCAUCGCGAGACACAACCAUGUUUCAAUUAUGAAUAUUUUUCAUCCUGGAUCAAGUUGUAUCGUGCCGUUGCAAAUUGGCUACUCUACAUUGGGAAACUAAAGGCUCGUUGUGGCGGUUUCAAUGCUACAAACGUUAUUUUGACUGUUCAACAUAUUGAGCGCGCGAAGCUCUUAAUAUACAAAAGCGUGCAACAGGAACUACUUGAAGAUUGGUCGACACUGAAAAUGGGGAGAAUAGUAGAAAGGAACAGUCCGUUAUAA